GGAACGCGAUAUGGCGUUCACGUCUCAUAUACGAGAUAUUGAUAAUCACUGCCGGGUUCCCCUUCGUCCUUUGUCGAUCUAUCUUCAUGACAUCUUCUGGUACAUACGUUCGGGUUAUGCUCUUCUUGCUCCUUGCUAUAGUCUCUGGUGCAUCUGCGAAGCCCGUCGCAUCGGAUUCGACUUGGUGGUGGCCUAGCUCGUCGUCCGGAUGUACCUCUCCGGAGACGCGUGUCGAAUGGACGACAUUGUCGAGCCAGCAGAAGACAGCAUACUUUAACGCCGAGCUGUGCCUCUACGCAGCACCUGCUCGAACUAGCAUUCCCGGUGUGAUUUCACGCUAUGACGAUCUCGUCGGCGUGCAUUCAGUACAAUCAAACACCACAGAUCUGGGUGACCUUUGGCAUCCAACUGGACAAUUCCUAGCUGUCCAUCGAUACUAUGUCCAUACUCACGCAAUGUUGCUUCGUCGAGAAUGCGGAUACAGAGGUCCCAUCCCGUACUGGAACGAAGUCCCCGAUGCCGGUGCUUUCGCCAAUUCAACUACCAUUCUCGACUUUGGCGGUGAAGGCGAUGAGUCGUCGAGCUAUCUCGUUCCCUCCGGACCCUUUGCGAAUUUGACCGUCCAUCUCGGGCCCGGGAUGACCAACACCGAUCAUAGGCUCACGCGUAAAGGGGACGUAAAGAACUCUGUACAAGCCAACCAGACCUAUGUGGAUGCCGUGAUGUCUACGACGACCUUUGCGCAGUUCCAGAGGUCCGUCUCUUCCAGUUUGCACGGAGCUGGACAUGGGGGCAUCGGAGGAGACAUGAUUAAUAUCUUAACCGCCCCUAAUGAUCCGCUUUUCUGGAUGCAUCAUGGAUACUUGGACUAUGUCUGGUGGAAAUGGCAAGGCAGGAACCAGACGAGGAUCCACGACCUCGUAGGUGCGGGAAAUGAGACAGGAAAAGCACCUCCGACGGGAUUCGUCGCAACGAGUGAAGCUACGAAAUUGUAUGUUUACGAACUAAUUGCUAACGCUACGGUGGGAGAUGUAGUGGACACCCAAGGUGGAUUCCUGUGUUAUACUUAUGUCUGAUGUUGGUCCAGCAGCUUUGAUAUCUCAUAGUAUUCACAUAUAUGCCUCAGUUGCUUUAUUGCUGUUAUUCAUUUAUGUUAACCCAUAACAGUCU
Molecule: messenger RNA, 1170 nt
Organism: Guyanagaster necrorhizus
Lineage: Eukaryota; Fungi; Basidiomycota; Agaricomycetes; Agaricales; Physalacriaceae
Product: Di-copper centre-containing protein
Exons: 11
Coding region: 87-1076 (329 amino acids)
Molecular function (GO): oxidoreductase activity
Source: RefSeq, a predicted model, not a curated record